ACCUUUGUGCUCCCCUGUUUGUGCAGCUGCUGCAGCACAUGGUGCGGAUGCGGCAGGAGCUGGACCGCGAGCGGCAGGAGCGGAACUCCUUCCAGCUGGAGUGUAACCGCAUCCAGGGCUACUGGGAGAUCACCCGCCGCGAGCUGGAGGAGAGGAAGGCGGAGCUGCGCACCCGGGACCGCGAGAUGGAGGAGGCGCAGGAGCGGCACCAGCUGGAGAUCAAGGUGUACAAGCAGAAGGUGAAGCACCUUUUGCACGAGCAGCAGGAGAACCUGACGGAGCUGAAGGCAGAGGGAGUCCUGUCCCUGAGGAAGGCCCAGAAGGAUCACUGGGAGCAGGAGGAGGAGAUGUGGAAGGAGAAGCACUCCUUGAACGCAAGGCUGAAGGAGCAGGAGCUGGCCAAUGAAGCAGCCAUCUCAAAGCUCUGCCUGAAACACGAGGAGGAGAUGUCCCGGCUGCGCAGUGACUUCGAGCUGCAGACCAAAGAGAUGGAGGCCAAGUACACGAGGAAGAUGCAGGCACUGCGGGACGAGCUGGACCUGCGGAGGAAGACAGAGAUCCAUGAGCUGGAGGAGAGGAAGAACACCCAGAUCAGCGAGCUGAUAGGGAACCACGAGGGGGCUUUUGGUGCCAUCAAGAACUACUACAACGACAUCACCGCCAAAAACCUGACCCUCAUCAACCUCCUGAAGGAGCAGGUGGAAGAGCUGAAGAAGAAGCAGGCUGUGCUGGAAAAGGAGAAGGCAGAUGUGCUGCGUGAGAACAAGGGGCUGGCAGAGCCGCUGCAGGAGGCCCAGGAGCAGGUGGCUGAGCUGCAGAAGAAGCUGGUUAACUAUUACAGGGACAAGGAGGCCCUGGUGAACUCCAAAGCCCAUCUGAAAAUCGCUCAGAAGGAGCUGAAGGACCUUCAGUGGGAACACGAGGUGCUGGAGCAGCGGUUCAGUCAGGUCCAGUCGGAGCGGGAUGACCUCUACCAGAACUUCACCAGAGCCAUUAACGAGGUGCAGCAAAAAACGGGCUACAAGAACCUGCUCCUGGAGCACAAGCUGCACAGCCUCCUCUCCCUCCUGGAGCAGAAGGAGGUGGAGCUCAGCGAGGUCCUUGCAGCCGCCGACAUCGACCCCAGCGCUCUCUCCUUGGUCUCCCACAAGCUGGAGGACGUGCUCAAUUCCAAGAAUGCCACCAUCCAGGACCUGCAGAUCCAGCUGGCCAGAGUCUGCAAGGCACACAACGACAUGCUGCAGACCUUCGAGGCAAAGCUGACAGCCUUUGGCAUCCCCCUGGACAACCUGGGUUUCCAGCCACUGUCCUUUCCCCUCCCGGGGCAGGAACUGGGGAAGGGCCCUGCUGGACUCGUUUCAGUGCCCACCUGAUGCUGGCAGCACUGAGGGUCCCACUGGCACACUGGCACUGGGGCUGUGCCCUUUUCCUGCUGCGUGUCUUUAAACAGACCCCAGUAAGCAUCUUCAGGAAUCUCUCCUGCCGAGGGGGACCACAGCUGGAGGGCUGCAGGCAUCCCACCCACCCCACCAUGCUGCCCCUGGGGCUAAUUCUGUUCCCACAAAAGUGGAAGGUGAUGUUUUGAGACAAACGG
Messenger RNA from Zonotrichia albicollis (white-throated sparrow), 1594 nucleotides. NCBI's taxonomy places the organism in Eukaryota, Metazoa, Chordata, Aves, Passeriformes, Passerellidae. The record is from RefSeq and is a predicted model, not a curated record.